Colletotrichum karsti is the source of this 2505-nucleotide messenger RNA. RefSeq lists its product as uncharacterized. Gene Ontology annotation, cellular component: cytoplasm. Lineage: Eukaryota; Fungi; Ascomycota; Sordariomycetes; Glomerellales; Glomerellaceae. Gene Ontology annotation, molecular function: mRNA 3'-UTR binding. The transcript is spliced from 3 exons. Gene Ontology annotation, biological process: nuclear-transcribed mRNA catabolic process, deadenylation-dependent decay. The coding region runs from base 1 to 2505 and encodes 834 amino acids. The record is from RefSeq and is a predicted model, not a curated record.
AUGGCGAACGGACGAGACGACAAGUCGGCCCCCGCCGCCGCCGCCCCAGGCUUCGGUACCACCGCCGCCCUGUAUUCGUCGCAAGGAAACAUUUGGAACUCGUCGUUUGCUGCAGCAGGCAAGAGAGACGGCGCCAAUGCCAGAGGCGCCGCUGAAGAAGCAUUCACCACCCAGCCAUCGGGCUCCGGUGCCCUCGCUGCGAACUCAGAGGCCGAUCACUGGACGACUCAAAGUCCCUGGAACCAGGACGGCGCCCAGCCGCGAUCCGCUUCCGGCAGCACAUCCCCCAACCGCACCCGCGACAGCUUGCACAACACCUCCUCGUUUUUCGAAAACUCUGCUAUCGGACAAGGACGGAACUACAUCAACGGCAGGCCAAAGUCGUACCUGGAGGAUGACAAGGAGAAUGCCAGCUUCGGCGCCAGCUACAACAGCCCCUUUGACGGCACGUACGCCCGGCAGGAGAAGCGUGGCUCGAAAGACCCUGCGUUCCUGAACUUGGGUGUGGUUGGUGCUCCCUCGAGAGACAGCAGCAUUCCUCCCUCGCGUCAGUCUGACGAUUCGCACCACUCGCCCCCUGCCUUCCGAGACACAUUUGGCGGUUAUGGCCACACUCCCAGCAAUUCAAUUGCCUCGACUCGUCCCAUGCCCGCCCACUCGUCCUCUUUCCCUUCCCAAACCGCCAACAACCGAGCUUUCAUAGCCAACAACAGGCAGAUGGACGACUCGGACCUUGGCCAUUCCUUCAAGAAGUCCAUGACCCUGGACGAGGCCACCAACAUCACCCAGUCCAUCGGCGGUGGCGCACCUGGCUUUCAGUUCAACCCGGGGUCUCAGCCCUGGAGGGCCGAUGUCAACGGCGGGUUCCCGGAUGCCUACGCUGAAGCCGUGGCACAGGCACAGCAGUACAAGCGUGGUUCUAUCGCCAGCAUUUCCGGCGCUCCUGGUCCGUACCGCGCCGUCACCAGUCCCAAGACAUUCACCCCUCAGUCAUCCGAUCCCUGGAGACCGUCGUCCCGCGACAUGAGAAUGGUCUCAGACGGUGACCGCCGGACUCCCGUACAGCCUUUCAUGCAGGCUCAAGCACCUGCCUACUUCCCUCCCGCUUCGUACUACAACCCUGGCUUUACCGCGCAGUACCCUCAGUUCAUCGACCCCUAUGGUAGACCUCCUAUUCCCUUGCCCGGCUACGGCCUGCACAUGGCCCCGUACUCCAUUCCGGGAGUCAUGCCCAUCCGCCCAAGCAAGGACCAGGACCCCGGGAAGGGCGUUCGCAGCAUGCUCCUGGAGGAGUUCAGGUCCAGCUCCAAGUCCAACAAGCGGUACGAGCUCAAGGACAUCUACAGCCACGUCGUCGAGUUCAGCGGCGACCAGCACGGAUCGAGGUUCAUUCAGCAGAAGCUCGAGACAGCCAACAGCGAUGAAAAGGACCAAGUUUUCCGUGAGAUCGAGCCCAACGCCAUUCAGUUGAUGAAGGACGUCUUCGGCAACUACGUCAUCCAGAAGUUUUUCGAGCAUGGCAACCAGGUCCAGAAGAAGGUCUUGGCGUCGCAGAUGAAGGGCAAGGUUGUUGAUCUCUCGAUGCAGAUGUACGCCUGCAGAGUCGUUCAAAAGGCUCUGGAGCACAUUCUCGUUGAGCAGCAGGCUGAGCUGGUCAAGGAACUCGAGCCUGAGAUCCUUCGGGUCGUCAAGGACCAGAACGGCAACCACGUUGUGCAGAAGAUCAUUGAGCUCGUUCCCCGCCACUACAUUGACUUCAUCAUGGACUCCUUCCGCGGUCAAGUAAGCGGGUUGGCUUCGCACAUGUACGCCUGCAGAGUCAUUCAGCGCAUGCUUGAGCACGGCACCGAGCAGGACAAGGAGACGAUUCUGGCCGAACUCCACAACUCGACCCAGAGCCUCAUCACCGAUCAGUACGGCAACUACGUCGUGCAGCACAUCAUUGAGCACGGCAAGCCCGAGGACAAGUCCAGAAUCAUCCAACUGGUCAUUUCUCAGCUGGUCACCUUGUCUAAGCACAAGUUCGCUUCGAACGUGGUCGAGAAGUGCAUCCAGUUUGGCACUGCCGAGGAGCGCAAGGGCAUCCGUGAGCAGAUCACCUCGCAGGCCAGCGACGGUAACAGUUCGCUCCAGUUGAUGAUGAAGGACCAGUACGGCAACUACGUCAUUCAGAAACUCCUGAACCAGCUCGAGGGCUCUGAGCGGGACGCGUUUAUUGAGGAGAUGCGCCCUCAAUUUCUCCUCCUCCGCAAGACCAGCACCAGUCGCCAGCUCGCUGCCAUCGACCGCCUCAUGCACGCCACCGAGAACCCGGCGUCCAAGUCUGGAGGCUCUCAGGCAGACUCGACCGCGCCCACCCCGGUGCUGACGAUGGAGCCAAACAGCCCUCAGAGCAGCAGCCCCCCGAGCACGAACGCCAGCGCCAUUGGCGAGGUUACGGACGAUGACAACAAGUCCGGAGUGCCCGGAGGCGUGAGCCUCAAGGUGCAGUUGGAAGAAGCCUAA